Hydra vulgaris (swiftwater hydra) is the source of this 1981-nucleotide messenger RNA. RefSeq lists its product as uncharacterized. Gene Ontology annotation, molecular function: carbohydrate binding. Lineage: Eukaryota; Metazoa; Cnidaria; Hydrozoa; Anthoathecata; Hydridae. The record is from RefSeq and is a predicted model, not a curated record.
UAUAUAAUAAAGUAUUUAAACUGUAGUAAGAGUAAUUGUGUUAAUUUUAAUAUAUAACCAAAACAUAAAAAGUAAUGUACUUGCUAAUAGUUAUCAUUUCUGUAACUUUUGCAUUAGUCACAUGUCAGUAUUAUAAUAUUACAAUACUUGAACGAUCUUUUGGAGAAAUAAUUUGUCCGAUACAAACAUAUAUUAAAAUUGGCACAGCAACAUAUGGCCCUAUUCCUACUGACUGCAAAAACUGUUUAAAUCAAAACUGUCCAAAAAGCAUAACUGGGUUUGUUCAAAACUUAUGCGAUGGAAAUAAUAAUUGCAUUGUCCAGUCUAAUAACGACUUAUAUGGUGAUCCAUGUUUUGGCACAACAAAAUACGCUAAUAUUUUCUAUUAUUGUUAUUCUAACGCUUUUUGGACGUCAUGGAACACUUGGUCAAGUUGUAAUGUUUCAUAUGGCUAUGGAUUUUAUAACAGAACUAGGAUGUGUAAUUCCACAAAUGCUCAAGAACAAUGUUCUGGUAACAGCACUGAGGUUGCUAUGUGUUUUGUUAAUCAUACUUAUGCAGCUUUUUGGACCGCAUGGAGCGCUUGGUCAAGCUGUAAUGUUUCAUAUGACUAUGGGUUUUUUAACAGAACUAGGAUGUGUAAUUCCUCAAAUGCUAUAGAAAAAUGUUUUGGCAACAGCACUGAAGUUGCUGUGUGUUUUGUUAAUCAUACUUAUGCAGCUUUUUGGACCGCAUGGAGCGCUUGGUCAAGCUGUAAUGUUUCAUAUGACUAUGGGUUUUUUAACAGAACUAGGAUGUGUAAUUCCUCAAAUGCUAUAGAAAAAUGUUUUGGCAACAGCAUUGAAGUAGCUGUGUGUUUUGUUAAUCAUACUUAUGCAGCUUUUUGGACAGCAUGGAGCGCUUGGUCAAGUUGUAAUGUUUCAUAUGGCUAUGGGUUUUUUAACAGAACUAGGAUGUGUAAUUCCUCCAAUGCCAUAGAACAAUGUUUUGGUAACAGCACUGAAGUACAGGAGUGUUUUGUAACUAAAACACAUGCAGGCUCUAUGUUGAAUAUUUCUUUUACUGCUACUAUACAAAGAAAUAUUGUUAUGAUGAGCAUAAAAAUGUAUCCAACAUACAAUAUAAUAUCAAUCACAUAUAUUGAGUUUGAAAUUUUCUUACCGGUAUUUUUAAGUGUUUUAACAUACAAUGUUGGGCAACAUUUAGUUAGAACCAAUACCAAUCAACUGAAGUUUUCUUUUAAUGGAAGUCUUUUUAAAUUGGAUAUAUUUAACUACAGUUUCAUUGCAUUCUUCAAUGAUUCAACAUGUCCAAUAUCUGGAUUGUUCACAUUAGAAGUUCCUUUGAAGAUAUCUUUCCAAGUAGAUUCUCAAAAUAUCAUAACAUUAACAAAAACAUUUCAAAAGGUUGUAGAAUGUUUCAACAUUCCGAAAUUACCGAUAUUUCCAGAUAUUUUAAAAGAAAGUUAUGGUUGUGGAAUUUAUUGGGAUGCAGGUAACCAGCACAUAUAUGUAUGCAUGAACCAAUAUACGCAAAGUACUAAAUCAGCAUGUUAUUAUUCCAAUAAUGAUGGGUUUUUGUGGUCUGAAUUAGAUAUUAUCAUUGGUUCCGUUCUCGGUCAUCACUCUGUGACAAAAGAGUUUUACGCCAUUCAUCGUAAUCGAAAAACAUAUAUGAUGUUUCAUAGUAUUUAUAAGAAAUGGCUUGCUGUAAGCAAUCAAGACUAUGACAAUAAUGCAUCAAGAUUUAUUGACUCCGUUUGGCGAAAGAAUUUGGAAGACGAAUCUGAACAAAUUUACACUUUUGGGCUGAACCAAUGGUUGGGAAACUCUCAAGGUUUGUUUUUUCGAAAGCUUGGAAAUGACUCCUGGAUACAAAGAGUGAGGUGGAAACGUUAAAGAAUAUAUGCGAUGUGUUUUAAAAGCUUUAUUUCUAAAAUUUGCCACCCUAACAUUUUUUUUUAAGAAGAUAUGUAUUUUAU